Molecule: messenger RNA, 2746 nt
Organism: Neltuma alba
Lineage: Eukaryota; Viridiplantae; Streptophyta; Magnoliopsida; Fabales; Fabaceae
Product: U-box domain-containing protein 17-like
Exons: 1
Coding region: 417-2564 (715 amino acids)
Biological process (GO): protein ubiquitination
Molecular function (GO): protein binding; ubiquitin-protein transferase activity
Source: RefSeq, a predicted model, not a curated record
UUGAAUUCCAAAGGCAAAAAAACAAAAAUCUUUGGAAAUUCAGACUUUUUUGUUUACCUCUCUUUCUAGUUUCUGGUACGCGUAUUCGGCCGAAUUAAUUAAUCCCAUUUCUUUCCGCUUCGGAUUUCCCAGUUCCUCUUAAGCCCUCCCUUUGAAGAUUCAAACUUCCACCCAACAACAACGACAACAACUAUUUCUUAUUCGUCUCUGCGGUAUGCAUCUUGCCGUUGGGGUGACUGGAAAGUUUUUCCCGGAAAACUUCACAGAUCUGAUAAUUGGGUCUGGAAUCGCUCGGUUGUUGACGCUUCGUUCUGAAUUUUGAGGGUAAUUUCGCCCGGUGGAGGUUUCCAGCUCGUUGGAGUCAGCCUUCACGGAUUCGUGAAUUUGGGAACCCUAGAAUUUCAUUUCGGGUUUUCAUGGCUUCGGGAGCUAUCUUCUCGUCGUUGCGGCGGAGGAGGUCGCCGACGUUGGAAGCCUUCCUUGCUCCGGUUGACUUGUCCGAUGUUGCUUUGGUUCAAACCCUCGCCUCUGUGGCUAGCGAGCUUGUCACGUGCUUUUCCGGACGCUCUUUCUUCUUCCAGCGCAAGAAUUCGCGGUCGCUCAUUCGAAAGGUCCAGGUCUUUCAGUUACUUUUGGAAUAUUUGACGGACACUGGCGCGUGUAUUCCACCGACGGCGGUUCUCUGUUUGAAGGAGCUUUAUUUGCUGUUGUACCGGUCGAAGAUUCUUCUUGACUAUUGCGCGCAAUCGAGUAAGUUGUGGCUUUUGCUUCAGAACCAUUCAAUAUCUGGCCAUUUCCAUGAUUUGAACCAAGAAGUAUCGACCAUUCUGGAUGUAUUUCCUAUUAACGAUGUCAAAUUAAGUAAGGACGUCAGGGAACAGAUUGAACUGUUGAAAAAACAGUCGAGGAAUGCCAAGUUAUUCAUAGACAAGAAAGAUGAUGAUCUCAGGGUUCGCUUCUUGUCAUUUCUUGAUGCAUUUGAAAAUGGGAAAAUCCCUGAUUCAACUGAGUUAAGGUCUUUAUUUGUGGAGAAAUUGAAGAUUCUAGAUGCUAGAAGUUGCAGAAGUGAAAUUGAGUCUUUGGAGGAGCAGAUUGUGCAUCAUGAGGGAGACGUUGAGCCAACAAUUUCUGUGCUUAAUGGGCUUGUUGCUUUGACCCGGUAUUGCAGAUUUUUGCUUUUUGGAUUUGAGGAAGAUGAGCUGGAGUUAUGCAGUGGAUGUAAGAAGAAGCCCAGAAGGGGAUUGAUUAGUCAAGAAAUUGCUGGAACGUUUAUAAGUAUUCCCAAGGACUUUUGCUGUCCAAUAACACUGGAUCUCAUGCGUGACCCAGUUAUAAUUUCCACAGGACAGACAUAUGAUCGAAGUUCCAUAUCCCGCUGGAUAGAUGAUGGGCACUGCACUUGUCCAAAAACUGGGCAAAUGCUUACCAGCACGCGCCUUGUUCCUAAUCGGUCUCUUAGGAAUCUGAUCAUGCAAUGGUGCACUGCUCAUGGAAUUCCCUAUGAUCCACCAGAGUUAAUGGAUCCUUCAGUUGAAAUUUUUGCAUCAACUUCUCCUACAAAGGCCGCCCUUGAAGCCAACAGAGCAACAGCAUCACUUCUUAUUCAGCAGCUUGCGGAUGGCUCACAAGUUGCAAAGACUGUUGCUGCUCGGGAGAUUCGAUUGCUAGCAAAAACAGGAAAAGAAAAUCGGGCCUUCAUUGCAGAAGCUGGGGCUAUUCCUCAUCUUCAAAAGUUACUUUCCUCUCCUAACGCUGUUGCCCAGGAGAAUUCUGUAACUGCAUUGCUCAACCUAUCAAUUUAUGAGAAGAACAAAAGUCAGAUAAUGGACGAGGAAGGAUGUCUGGCAUCAAUAGUUGACGUGUUGAGAUUUGGGCAAACAACAGAGGCAAGGGAAAAUGCUGCCGCAACAUUGUUCAGUCUAUCUGCUGUCCAUGACUACAAGAAGAGAAUUGCAGAUAAGGUGGGAGCUGUGGAAGCCCUGGCUGAUUUGUUGCAAGAGGGGACGCCAAGAGGGAAGAAGGAUGCUGUGACAGCUUUGUUUAACCUUUCCACCCACGCUGAGAACUGUGUUAGAAUGAUUGAAGCAGGGGCAGUGACAGCUCUUGUUGUGGCUUUGGGAAAUGAAGGAGUUGCCGAGGAAGCAGCAGGUUCCUUGGCCUUGAUUGUUCGGCAGCCUAUUGGAGCCAAGGCUGUGGUUAAUGAGGAAGCAGCUGUAGCUGGAUUAAUCGGAAUGAUGCGAUGUGGGACACCAAGAGGUAAAGAGAAUGCGGUUGCAGCCUUGCUUGAGCUGUGCCGGAGUGGGGGUGCAGCUGCAACCGAAAGGGUGGUUAGGGCACCUGCUUUGGCAGGAUUGCUCCAGACAUUGCUUUUCACCGGGACAAAGCGGGCAAGAAGAAAAGCAGCUUCCCUGGCUAGGGUGUUUCAGAGAUGUGAAAAUGCAACUUUGCAUUAUGGUGGUUUAGGUGUAGGGUAUGCAUAUGCCAGCAAUUCAGCUGCAGACAGGGAUACAAGCUUUGCUGGUGAUGUCUCAGUACCAAUGUCCAUCUCUGUACCUGUUGUGUAGUGUCAAAACCAGUUUAUUUCGUUCUCCAAUUUUUAUUGGACGUUGUUAUAGAAUUCUUUCAUUGAAAUUUAUAAUCAUAAGAAGUCACAGGCUAUACCAUAUGUAUUAUAAGAGAAACAUUGAGUGCUGUUGAACAGGUGGCUUAAACAUGCUUGUAACCUUUUUAAGUUAUGGAAGCAAAA